UGCACACCUACAACCCAAAGGACACAGACGUGUAUUUGAGCUUGGAAUCUGUGCAGUGUGUAGCCAUGGCUGCAUGGGUGGAGGCGUCCACAAGGGAAAUGGGCCAGUCGCUCAUUAACCCAGACAAACCUUCAGUUUCAGCCUCUGCUCUCCCUGGAGACACGGGGAAGACAGCAUUGGGCCCAAAAUCCCACCUCAUGCCCAAACCAUUUGUCCUGCAAAGGAACGCCACCAUCCGCCCAAUCCGGGCCCCGAAAACCAACUUUAGCAGAGAGCUCAAUCGAGCCACCUCUUCCGAAAUGCUUUUUGAUAUCACAAAACCUGAUACUGGUGGUUCAAAACCAUCAGAAUCCCUAAAAUCAGGCUCAAACGACACAGUAAAUGGCUCUAACCAAAGUGCAGCCCCUAAACUCAUCCCACUCAGCCCAAAACCUGACUUAAUGGCUAAGGCUAAACCAGAACCCACAAAGACUCUAAUAAGUUCUACUAACCAAACCGGUCUAAACUCAAAGCCUGGUGUGACCUUUGAAGAUGUGAAGGACGUUCAGCUCAGAAGCAGGGCAAAAUCCUUGGGUUCUCAGGAACAAAAGAUCCUGAGCCAGAAGGUCCAAGGAGAAGCAGCCAAGACUGAUGCAGAUGUCAAAAUGUCUUCAAAAUGCUGGCCGCCUCGAAAUCGUCUCUCCGUGGAGCUGACCUCCAAGUUCGAGUCACUGUCUCCACCGGAGAAAAGUUGGCCACCGCAUUCUCCUUCUGAGUCCAGCUCUUCAAAGCCUCUGAUGGAGAAAGGAGAGACGGGAGACGAGGAGGUCAUCGGAGGCAGCAUUAAGAGACGGAUCAGCCUUCUCUUCGAUCGAUCUACAGCAGCUCGGUGCAGGGACACCUUCAACAAAAGAGACAAUCCACAAGCUGAAAUAUCUGUUGACAUUAAACAGAGAAUCCAGAAUCUGAGCUUGGACGCUCCAAGGACGCGCUUGCCAUCCACUGGUGCUCAUAAAAGUCCACCAUCCGAGAAGACACAGAGCACCUCAGAUGAGCCACCGAAUGAGAGAUCAUCUGAAAAACCUGCAGUGACAGAGAAGGUGACUGGAGACAAAGCAGCAAGUACAACAGAAAUCAAGAACUCUGCUGCUAGUGUGGAGAAUGUAGAAGAAGAGGAAGACCAUGUUGCCAUUCCUGUUUACCAAAGGGUUGGCAUGAGCCUAGAUGAGGAGAAAAAGAGAAGGGAAGAAGAAGAAAAACAGAGAAAAGAUGAGCAGUUAGAGCAAGAAAGACAACAGCGGGAAAGGGAAAGACUUUUGGAAGAAGAGAGAAAACAAGAGAGAAAACAGGAAGAGGAAAAGCAAAGACAGAUGGAGGAAAGGAGAAAGCAAGAAGAAGAACGACUGAGAAGAAUUGAAGAAGAAAGAAAAGAGGAGGAGAGGAGGAGACAAGCCGAAAAAGAGAGGGAGAGACAGAUUGAAGAGGAGAAGAGAAGGAUUCAAGAAGAAAAAGAGAGACUGAGAGAAGAGGAAAGACUGGAGAAACUAAAGAAAGAGAAAGAAAUGGAGGAAAGAAAACAAAUGGAAGAAGAGAGACUGAAAGAAGAGGAAAGACUGAGACAGGAACAAGAAAAAGAGAGACUACAGAAGGAAAAAGAGAUGGAAGAAGAGCGGAGAAGAAUUCAGGAGAUGGAGAGACAGAAAGAGGAAGAAAGAUUGAGACAAGAACGAGAAAAAGAGAGACUACAGAAAGAAAAAGAGAUGAAAGAAGAGAAACAAAGAAUUCAGGAGAUGGAGAGACAGAAAGAGGAGGAAAGAUUGAGAAAAGAGCAAGAAUUAGAGAGAAUAAGGAAAGAAAAAGAGAUGGAAGAAGAGAAACAAAGAAUUCAGGAGAUGGAGAGACAGAAAGAGGAGGAAAGACUGAGACAAGAACGAGAAAAAGAGAGACUACGGAAAGAAAAAGAGAUGGAAGAAAGAGAGAUGGGAGAAGAAAGAGGAAGAAAGAUUCAAGAGAUGGAGAGACAGAAAGAAGGAGAUGGAAAAGAGAAACAAAGACAAGAGACGAGAAAAAGAGAGGAAAGACUACGGAAAGAAAAAAAGAGACUGGAAAGAAAAAGAGAGGAGAAGAAUUCAAGAAGAUUCAGGAGAUGAGAGACAAAAGAGGAGGAAAGACUGAGACAAGAACGAGAAAAAGAGAGACUACGGAAAGAAAAAGAGAUGGAAGAAGAGAGGAGAAGAAUUCAAGAGAUGGAGAGACAGAAAGAGGAGGAAAGAUUGAGACAAGAACGAGAAAAAGAGAGACUACUACAGAAAGAAAAAGAGAUGAAAAAAGAGAAACAAAGAAUUCAGGAGAUGAAACAGAGCGGAGAAGAAUUCAGGAGAUGGAGAGAGACAGAAAGAAAAGAGAGGAAAGACUGAGAAGAACUCAGAGAAGAAAGAGAAAAAGAGAGACUACGGAAAGAAAAAAGAGAGAGAGAGAAGAGAGAACAAAGAAUGGAGAGAAGAAAACAAAGAAUUCAAGAGAUGGAGAGACAGAAAGAGGAGGAAAGAUUGAGACAAGAACGAGAAAAAGAGAGACUACGGAAAGAAAAAGAGAUGGAAGAAGAGAGGAGAAGAAUUCAGGAGAUGGAGAGACAGAAAGAGGAAGAAAGAUUGAGAAAAGAGCAAGAAUUAGAGAGAAUAAGGAAAGAAAAAGAGAUGGAAGAAGAGAAACAAAGAAUUCAGAUGGAGAGACAGAAAGAGGAGGAAAGAUUGAGACAAGAACGAGAAAAAGAGAGACUACAGAAAGAAAAAGAGAUGGAAGAAGAGAGGAGAAGAAUUCAAGAGAUGGAGAAACAGAAAGAGGAGGAAGAUAGACUGAGACAAGAACGAGUAAAGGAGAGACUACAGAAAGAAAAAGAGAUGGAAGAAGAGAGGAGAAGAAUUCAAGAGAUGGAGAUAUUGAAAGCAGAGGAAAAACUGAGACAGGAAAGAGAAAUAGAGAGACUAAAAAAAGAAAAAGUGAAGGAAGAGGAGAGACAAAGAAUUCAGGAGUUGGAGAGACUGAAAGAGGAGGAAAGAUUGAGAAAAGAACGAGAUUAUGAGAUGGAGAUGGAAACAUGUAAAGCAGCAGAGAGAUCACGAGAGGAAGUUCCUACGAGUUAUGAUUUAAUAUCGUUUGACGCGGAGGAGCCGGCGGCGUCACAGACUCUGGUCUCCACCGUCCAAGCCGCUGACGUCCCGCCUCUGCUCACUGAAGUGAUUUAUGAUGACUUUUCAGUGAAACCUCGAAGAUGGGGAACCAGGGCGAGACGUUCCUCAACACCGUCUCCAUCCAGAGAACAUCCUGCUGCUCCUGACCACAGUCUACAGCCAGAAUCAAAGUCCAAUGAUCCUGGAUCCCAAGAACCAUGCGGAGAUCAGGUAUAUGUGCACGAUCUGAUGGGAUUUGAACCUGAAGCUUCCAGUCCACAGAACUUGACAGAAAGCAGAAAGCAGACAUAUUUAUUUGAGGAGUCCAAACCAGAGGACCUGCUGGAGCCACAAACUCAAUCUGAUGAGGGUGAGUUGAAGGACGGUGAGUCUGAGGAGGAUGCAGCUGCAGAACAGGACACAGAGAAUCUAAUCGGGGAAACCGACGAACAAAAUGAAAACAACGACACUGUUGAUAAUCACGCUACACAGACCAAAAUCAAUCAAGUCCUACAGAGACUGACUCAGGUCCGACAACGAAAUACAUCUACUGAUUCAGACACAGCAGACGUCCCAGUUCAGGAGGAGCCCGAACCGCUGCCGGUUCUUGAGACUGCGGCUCCUCUACCGGACUCCAGUGUUUUCCGUUCAAAGGUUGAUCUGGGGAAGAAACGGAGCAUAAAGCGUUCCAGACCGUCUCGUUCUAUACGACAGAGAGCCGCCCUGCCCUCUCUGACAGAGGGAACGCAUCCCGACUGGAGGUUCUGUGACUCCACAGAAGCAAAAGAUCAGUGUUCCAAUGGAGCGGACUCUGAAUCAGAAGAGGAACCGUCCCAGGAUGUCACGUCCUCUCCAGCCCCGAGCCAGCCCAAGAGAGUCCCUGUGUUUCCUGGGAUGGACCCUUCUGCCCUCAUGGCCCAGCUAAAGCGGAGAAGUGGAGUUGCAGAAACAGUAAGUCCAGCAGAAGCACAGACGCCUCCGUCUGUCCCCACACGCUCUCCCCUCGCACACACCAGGUCCCUCGGCCCCAGAGUGCUGCCCCCUGUUGACGCCAAGGACAGUGGGUCCGGCUCUUCCCCCUCCUGGCUGCUUGAGCUCAAAUCCAAGAAGCGAAUGAGUCAACCUGAAAGUGAAGCAUGAAGCUCGUGAAGCUCAGGUUUGAUGCAGAAGUCCUCUGCAGAGGAAGUCUGUGUGAUGCCACAAAGAUGCCAAAGGAACUGACUUACAUGAAUGAGAAGUGCAAUGAUCUUUCAUUCUCAUGCUGACUGAGUAUCAGACUAUUUUGAGUACAAGUCCUGGACUAAACAGUUUGAAGGCUUUGCCAAGAUGUACAUUUUUACUUUUUACAUUAAAAGUCUGUCAUAAUUUGGCAGCAUUAUAAGUGGCAAAAGCAAGUGCUGUUCAUUUUAAUUUUGUUUACAUUUAAUAAUCCAGCAGAUGUUUUUAUCCAAAGUGAGGAUGGUAAAACAAGCAUUCGAGUUCCUCCAGUUCGAUCAGGGGCCAAAUGCACAUAUCUUCUGUUCAUCUCUGAUCAUGGAGAAGCAGAAAUCAGUAUAGCUUCAAUGCACUUUAAAUGAGUCAGACCACUG
This is a messenger RNA of Cyprinus carpio (common carp), 4738 nucleotides long. RefSeq lists its product as uncharacterized. The record is from RefSeq and is a predicted model, not a curated record. Lineage: Eukaryota; Metazoa; Chordata; Actinopteri; Cypriniformes; Cyprinidae.